AUGGCUAAGUAUCUCCUUGAGACGUCGUACUGGGACCGAGUACAUCAGGGACGUCUUGAAGGACUUGCCGGGCACGGCAGUUUUGUAGGAAGCCAUGAUAGGAGUAAUGUGGUGUUCAGAUGUCAGGGUGAGAUCUGGGGUUGGCUUGGACAGUUGGACACAGGAGUAUAUCUCGGCGUCACUCUGAUCUCGUCAAUUCGCUUAUAUUGCGCUUUAAUUGGUCCAGUUGCGAUGAUGGAGUUUUGGUAA
Sclerotinia sclerotiorum 1980 UF-70 is the source of this 249-nucleotide messenger RNA. RefSeq lists its product as hypothetical. The transcript is spliced from 2 exons. The coding region runs from base 1 to 249 and encodes 82 amino acids. The record is from RefSeq and is a predicted model, not a curated record. Lineage: Eukaryota; Fungi; Ascomycota; Leotiomycetes; Helotiales; Sclerotiniaceae.